This is a messenger RNA of Mustela erminea (ermine), 2067 nucleotides long. RefSeq names its product vascular endothelial growth factor D (gene VEGFD). The record is from RefSeq and is a predicted model, not a curated record. Gene Ontology annotation, molecular function: growth factor activity; vascular endothelial growth factor receptor 3 binding; chemoattractant activity. Lineage: Eukaryota; Metazoa; Chordata; Mammalia; Carnivora; Mustelidae. Gene Ontology annotation, cellular component: membrane. Bases 475 to 1536 code for a protein of 353 amino acids. The transcript has 7 exons. Gene Ontology annotation, biological process: positive regulation of mast cell chemotaxis; vascular endothelial growth factor signaling pathway; sprouting angiogenesis.
CACAUGCUUCCGCAAUCUCCCAUAAGGGUUGUGAAAAAAGUUUGAAUCCAGAGUUGGGUUCCAGCCUUCUGCGGUGGCCACACCACCUCUUCACAAAGCAACUAGAACCUGGGGCAUAGGGUGGAGAGUUUGUUUUUUGUUUUUGUUUUUGUAUUUGUUUUAAUUUGCUAGAUGUGAAGUGAAUUGCUAGUGCUUUUUCAUGUCAAGGGCAAGUCAUAUGCACCUCCUGAUUAUUUUUGGAGCAUGAGAGCAUUUAGAUUUUUUUUUCAAGUCUCUCCCCACAUAAGGUUGAGCAAAAACGUUCCUUGACUAAUUGAAGUCAUUUCAUUGGAUUUUGAUCACAACUGAUUAUUUGUGUUUUCCCAUGUGUCUUGGGGUUUCGAACUUUCCUUCUGGAGAAUGCCUUUUGAAACAGUUUGCUCUCACUGCCUGAUGUCAACUGCUUGGUAAUCAGUGGAUAUUAAAAUACUCAAAAUGUACAGACAGUGGGCCGUGCUGAAUGUUUUCAUGAUGUCUUCUCUGCAGUUGGUGCAGGGUUCCAGUUAUGAACAUGGACCAGUGAAGCGGGCAUCUCGGUCAACGUUAGAACGGUCUGAACAGCAGAUUAGGGCAGCUUCUGGUUUGGAGGAACUGCUGCGAAUCACCCACCUCGAGGACUGGAAGCUGUGGAGAUGCCGACUGAAGCUCAAAAGUUUGACCAGCACAGACUCUCGCUCCGCAUCGCAUCGGGCCACCAGGUUUGCGGCAACUUUCUAUGACAUUGAGACUCUAAAAGUUAUAGAUGAGGAAUGGCAGCGGACUCAGUGCAGCCCCCGAGAGACGUGCGUGGAGGUGGCCAGCGAGCUCGGGAGGAGCACCGACACCUUCUUCAAGCCGCCCUGUGUCAGCGUGUUCCGGUGCGGCGGCUGCUGCAAUGAGGAGAGCCUCGUCUGCAUGAACACGAGCACCUCCUACGUUUCCAAGCAGCUGUUUGAGAUAUCAGUGCCUUUGACUUCCGUACCUGAAUUAGUGCCUGUUAAAGUUGCCAACCAUACAGGUUGUAAGUGCUUGCCAACGGCUCCCCGCCAUCCGUACACUAUUAUCAGAAGAUCCAUCCAGACCCCAGAAGAAGAUCACUGCUCCCAUUCUAAGAAACUCUGUCCUAUUGACAUGCUGUGGGACAGCGACAAAUGCAAAUGUGUUUUACAAGAGGAGAAUCCACUCGGAAUGGAAGACCACUCUCAUCUCCAGGAACUGGCUCUCUGUGGGCCACACAUGAAGUUUGACGAAGACCGGUGUGAGUGUGUCUGUAAGACCCCAUGUCCCAGAGAUCUCAUCCAGCACCCAGAAAACUGCAGCUGCCUGGAGUGCAGAGAGAGCCUGGAGAGCUGCUGCCAGAAGCACAAGAUAUUUCACGCAGACACCUGCAGCUGUGAGGACAGAUGUCCCUUUCACACCAGAACAUGUGCAAAUGGAAAACCAGCAUGUGCGAAGCAUUGCCGCUUUCCAAAGGAGAAGAAAGCUGCCUAUGGGCUCCACGGUCAAGAAAAUCCUUGACUCAACUUUGUUCUGAAGUUCCCCAGCCCUGACAUUUUAAAUAGCGUGCUGCUUUGCCAAGUUGCUGUCACUCCUCCCCUCCCCAGGUACUAAAAAUGGUCCAUUUUACCCAGUGCCACAGUGAAUCCAGACCACUCUUCCAUUACACACCAGCUGAGGAUUCCCUGCCCUGCUCACUGACAGAUGUCUUGCAACUGAAGAUGCCCCCGAACAAGGAGAAUGGAGAGGAGGGAACCUGUGUGAACCUUUUUUUUUUCUCCUAAUGAAUGAAAAAGGUCUGAUCAUCCUAGAAUCAGCGGGGGCCAUGUGAUUGACUGCUCAAAGCCCAUGAGAUGAUUUUAUAGUCUCCAAAUCCUUUGCUAAUGCAACUCUCUUGUGAAUUAUUCUGACUCUAUAUUAUGCAGAUUUUGAUUUUGUAGGAUCAGCACUGAUUUUCUGAUGGUUGUCCAGCUUGUAGUUUGAGUUUACUGAAUUACUGUUCUGUUGUUUCAUAUUUAAGUGUAUUUAAAGAAAAUAAAUACCAUUAUUCAA